UGGAAAGAGUGUGACACAGUUACCCAACAGCAACAAUGUGAAUAGAAGGUUCUUUGACAGUGGAGUGAGGAGUUAAACCAAGAUGGCCACCCACCGUGUUCCACUACUCCUGCUAGCCUGCGGCUCCUUUAAUCCCAUCACCAACCAGCAUAUGAGGCUGUUUGAGCUGGCCAGAGACCACAUGCACAGCACAGGCCAGUACCAGGUGGUGGGUGGCAUCGUGUCUCCAGUGAGCGACGGCUAUGCAAAGCAAGGCCUGGUACUGGCUAAGCACCGCAUUGCUAUGGCAAAGCUGGCGCUCCAGAGCUCCAACUGGGUCACGGUUGAUGAAUGGGAGAGCCAGCAGCCAGACUGGACCGAGACUGUGGUCACCAUGAGGUAUCAUUAUGGGCGUAUUCUGAAGGACUAUGAGCAGAGCAGAGGAACGCAUAACUCCAAUGGACAUACCACUCCACUCUCAAGCCUCUGUCCCCAGCUGAAGCUCCUAUGCGGAGCCGAUUUCCUCAACACGUUCGAGAUCCCUGGCCUGUGGCGGGACGACCACGUGGAGGAGGUGGCCGGGCGGUUUGGCCUCGUCUGCGUCAGCCGAGGGGGGCUUCAGCCCGAGCGAGCCGUGCACGAGUCGGACACGCUCUCGCGCCACCGUCAAAACAUCUUCCUGGUGAAGGAAUGGGUGAGGAACGAGACAAGCGCCACUGAGGUCCGCCGGGCUCUGAGGCGGGGGCUUAGCGUAAAAUACCUGAUCCCGGACUCAGUGAUAGAGUAUAUACACCAGCACAACCUCUACACAGAGGACAGCGAGAGGAGAAAUGAGGGCACGGCACUGAGGCCGCUCACCAAACAGACACAGCAGCCUGUGAAGAGUCUGGAUGACUGAUAGAUAGAUGGAAGGCUACAGCAUUGAGCUGUACAUGGGAGCCCUUGAAAUGUGAAUUCACUCACAGAUCAGUGCUUCUCUUCAGGGACGGUAAGCUCCGUUACCUUCCACUGGACUGCAGCGCGAUAGAGGUUUGCACAACCUGGAAAUGUCUGCAAAGAAACACCUAGUGUGUUUUCCAGGCAUCACUUGUUUUCACUUUGAAGCAUCUACACAGUGCCGUGGUGUCUUUUGAAUCAUACACAUGAAGUGUUGCAAAUACUGAGCCUCAUCUUUGUGCUACAGUGCGAAUGAACAUUUGUUUGCUCAAAGUUUUCAUCCUUUGUAGUUUUACACAUUGCACAUCAUUACAGAGUUGGAUAA
This is a messenger RNA of Chelmon rostratus (copperband butterflyfish), 1240 nucleotides long. It is a transcript of the gene nmnat3, whose product is annotated as nicotinamide nucleotide adenylyltransferase 3. Gene Ontology annotation, biological process: NAD+ biosynthetic process. Gene Ontology annotation, molecular function: nicotinamide-nucleotide adenylyltransferase activity; nicotinate-nucleotide adenylyltransferase activity. Lineage: Eukaryota; Metazoa; Chordata; Actinopteri; Chaetodontiformes; Chaetodontidae. The record is from RefSeq and is a predicted model, not a curated record. The transcript is spliced from 5 exons. The coding region runs from base 83 to 877 and encodes 264 amino acids. Gene Ontology annotation, cellular component: mitochondrion.